Molecule: messenger RNA, 573 nt
Organism: Silurus meridionalis
Lineage: Eukaryota; Metazoa; Chordata; Actinopteri; Siluriformes; Siluridae
Gene: tmem258
Product: transmembrane protein 258
Exons: 4
Coding region: 152-391 (79 amino acids)
Biological process (GO): protein N-linked glycosylation
Cellular component (GO): membrane-bounded organelle
Source: RefSeq, a predicted model, not a curated record
AUCUCGUCCUGUUCUCCGUGUUAUAGAGAUUACGUGUGAACUUCACGCAGCGUCAGGGCAGCAGAUCUCGCGAGACUUCGCGUCUUCACAUACGUGGCUUUUCGCUUCGUGCUCACUUCCGGUUUCGGUAAAUUCGCUGCUAGCCGUCAACAUGGAGCUGGAGGCCAUGACCAGAUACACGAGUCCGGUGAACCCGGCUGUGUUUCCUCACCUCACCGUGGUGCUGCUCGCGAUCGGCAUGUUCUUCACAGCGUGGUUCUUCGUCUAUGAGGUGACCUCCACAAAAUACACACGAGACGUCUACAAGGAGCUGCUCAUCUCGCUGGUCGCAUCACUCUUCAUGGGCUUCGGCGUUCUCUUCCUGCUGCUUUGGGUCGGAAUCUACGUUUGAAAAUUGAGAAGAACAUUCCAACGGCUCUGUGCUUGUAGUUGUGUCUCUUUCUCUCUCACACACACACACACACACACACACACACACACACACACACACAGCGGGAUCAGGAUUGAACUUUGCACUUGCAGUAUGUUGACAGUUUGACUUCACCAAUAAAAUUGAUUUUGUAAAAAAAAAAA